This is a messenger RNA of Sporisorium graminicola, 1524 nucleotides long. RefSeq lists its product as uncharacterized. The coding region runs from base 1 to 1524 and encodes 507 amino acids. Lineage: Eukaryota; Fungi; Basidiomycota; Ustilaginomycetes; Ustilaginales; Ustilaginaceae. The record is from RefSeq and is a predicted model, not a curated record. The transcript has a single exon.
AUGUCGAGCUCAUCAUCAGCACCCUCCCACGUCUUGUCACCAACCUCUACUUCAGGCUCGAUGUCUUCUUCUCAGAGCCGAUCAGUUUUCCGAAGGUUGUCGAAUUUCUCCAACGCUUCCUCCUACUCGCGAGCCAGCUGGUGCUCUACAACCGAAUCCGAAGUUUCGAUCUCAUCGACACAGCAAGGCCACAUCUCGCAUCACCAAGACUCGCUCGACAAGCUGGUGCUGGCCAACAUGGCGACCAACGCCAUCUUCGGUUCCACCUCGCCGCGAAAGAACAGGUCGAGCGGUAUGCGCUCUUCAACAGACUCGGCGCGCUCGUGGGCGUCGUCCAGCUCAUCGGUGCGCUCGCCUCGCACUCCUAGCACUCCGCUCUUCUCGCACCCUGAGCGCGAUGUGACGCAGACACCCAAGCUGACGACCGUCGCUCUGCCGUGCGUUGCGGAUGUGCCCAGGCUCAAGAAGCCGCAUCUUUCGAGGAUCGUAUCGGAAGAAGUGCAGUACAUCGGCCGAUCGCUCGAUGUGCCAGUCUCGGAGGAGGGACACGAGGAGCACGUUAACCCGGUCAACAGCCGCGCUUCGAAUGCUUUCACAUCUUCUUGCAACCGACACCCCGCGAGCAGCUCUCGCUUCAGCACAUGGAACGGCAAGGAUGGCCUCAUGAUCGCCUUGGACGAACUCGAGCAGGAGCUUGCUCGUACCAUGGUUGCUCUAUCGACGUCGGCGAACAACACGCCUGUUUCAAGCGUCUCCAAGGCACGCGGCAAGAGCAUGCGGAGGCCUCACACUACGGAUACAGUCAUGGCUUCGAGCUCGGCCAAGAGCCUCGGGCUUGCUCGCGGUGCUCAUAUUUGUGACUCUUCUUCGAGUGUCUCUACCGCGUCACAGGCUCGGUUCCAGCGCGAAUCCUGGAUGUCGUCGACGUCGGACUGCGAUGAGGACGUGCUCAGCUACGCGAGUCGACCCAUCCGCUUCUCUGCGUCGGACCUCACUCUGCUCUCGGACCCUGCUGAGCUGUCGAAGCGAUCUGAUGCGGACCGCGAAGCAGAACGUCCGAGCUCGCACGCCGAGUCCGACAGCCUCUCAGUGCCGGCGCUGGUGUUCGAUGGACGCCUUUCUGGCUCGUCUGUUUCGUCUUCGGGAGUUGACUGUUUCCAAGAAGCACCCAGCCGUCCGGACAGCUUUGUCACCGCCGACAACGGGCACGUUUCCCUUCUGACGUGUUCUGCGUCGAUUAAGAGUCGAGCUCGACCGAGCACCGCGCGAGCCUCAUCGCCGCAAAGGACGAGUUUCUAUGAGUCCAACAAGGGCGUACGCUCGACGCCGUUGCUGGCGAGCGAGCCACCUCGCAUUCCCCUGCCGCCGCUGCCCAGCCUGCCUUCCGGUCUGAGCAGCCUGCUCGCAAGUCCUAUGGUCGCGCCGCCUCGACCACCCAAAUCGUUGGCGAGGAGGCCGACAUCUUCGCACGGCAACUGCCCCGUGCCUUUCCUCCACAAACCCCUCCCUUCGCUGCCUUGCUAA